Messenger RNA from Loa loa (African eye worm), 594 nucleotides. RefSeq names its product interferon gamma-inducible thiol reductase. Lineage: Eukaryota; Metazoa; Nematoda; Chromadorea; Rhabditida; Onchocercidae. The record is from RefSeq and is a predicted model, not a curated record. Gene Ontology annotation, molecular function: oxidoreductase activity, acting on a sulfur group of donors, disulfide as acceptor. The transcript is spliced from 4 exons. Bases 1 to 594 code for a protein of 197 amino acids.
AUGGAGUUAAUAAAACCACGAACAUUCGAAGUCUUCGCUGGCAACAUAGUGAAUUUAGCGGUAUAUAUCGAAGCGCAAUGUCCGGAUACUUCGCGCUUUGUCCACCGACAACUUCUACCAACAUGGCAAGAAUUGUCCGUAACAAAUAGGAUUUCACUUAAAAUUGUGCCUUUCGGCAAGGGGACGUGUCACCGAGUUGGCAGUGACUAUAGUUGUGAAUGUCAACAUGGACCGCUAGAAUGCGAAUUGAAUCAGCUUAUGAACUGCGUGAUUGAAAUGAUUAGGAUUCCACGUCAGUAUGUCCCAGUAAUAUCCUGUAUCCAAGGAAAGCAUGAUCUUCGUUCAGCUGAAUCAAAAUGUUUAUCCAAACUUCUUGUACCCAAUAAAAGCAUCCUACGAUGUGCUGAAGGAAAAGAAGGAAGAAGACUUCUGGCAAAAGCAGGUGCAGAAACAAAACAUUUGCAACCACCGCUGAAUUUCGUCCCUUGGAUUUUGAUUAAUGGCAAUCGUUCGAGUGAUGCAUUUUACGAUCUGAAAACGAAUCUUUGUAAUGCGCUAAAUCCCGUACCGGACCAGUGUAAGGAGCAGCAAUAA